Zophobas morio is the source of this 1024-nucleotide messenger RNA. Its product is annotated as probable maleylacetoacetate isomerase 2. The coding region runs from base 271 to 924 and encodes 217 amino acids. Lineage: Eukaryota; Metazoa; Arthropoda; Insecta; Coleoptera; Tenebrionidae. Gene Ontology annotation, biological process: glutathione metabolic process; L-phenylalanine catabolic process. Gene Ontology annotation, molecular function: maleylacetoacetate isomerase activity; glutathione transferase activity. The transcript is spliced from 4 exons. Gene Ontology annotation, cellular component: cytoplasm; mitochondrion. The record is from RefSeq and is a predicted model, not a curated record.
CUGCGAAUUACUGCCGAUUCAUCUUGUUUAUCACGCAUUUUCCAUUCUCAAUCAUUUGAAUUCGUUAAAUAACGCGUGCAAAAACCAGUUAAAAGCGAGGGCUAAAUUCUAAAGAACCAGUUUGCAAAUAAACCAGCUCCGCUCACAAUCAACUCGUCGUAGGGGUGCUGUAGCUGCUAAAUACUGUCGCAGUUUCAGUUUUCGAGCUCCGCUCGCACGAAACGAUCGAUUCAUUUAUGAAUUCGCAACGAAAUUAAACUAACCAACGAAAUGUCCGUGACUGGCAAGCCUAUUUUGUAUUCAUAUUGGCGCAGUUCGUGCUCGUGGAGGGUGCGGAUAGCCCUGAACUUGAAAGAAAUCCCGUACGAUAUUCGGCCCGUUUCACUUAUCAAAGCUGGCGGUGAACAGCACUCGAAUGAGUUUCGAGAGAUUAACCCCAUGGAACAAGUGCCGGCGUUACACAUCGACGGAGUCACCCUGGUGGAGUCGUUGAGUAUCUUGAGCUACUUGGAGGAGACGAGGGUCCAGAGGCCGCUGCUGCCGCCAGACGUGGUAAAGAGGGCAAAGGUGCGCGAAAUUUGCGAGAUCAUCGCCUCCGGAAUCCAGCCGCUGCAGAACCUGGUGGUGCUCAUCCACGUCGGCGAGGAAAAGAAAAACGAGUGGGCGCAGCACUGGAUCAACCGGGGCUUCAGGGCCGUGGAGAAGUUGCUGUCGGCCAGCGCCGGCAAGUACUGCGUCGGCGACGAGAUCACGCUGGCGGACUGUUGCUUGAUUCCGCAAGUUUUCAACGCGAGGAGGUUUCAUGUCGAUCUGAGACCUUUCCCGAUAAUUUUGAGGAUCGACAGGGAACUGGAGAACCACCCGGCUUUCAGGGCGGCGCACCCCAGCAACCAGCCCGACUGUCCCCCCGAAGUUGCCAAGUAACGUGUUUUUAUUGCUCAACUGAAGUACAAAUUGUUUCAGGCGGAGCACCGCUGCCAGACUUGAAGCGGGGGUUUUAUGCAAAUUGGCGAAAUAACGUCCG